Molecule: messenger RNA, 2997 nt
Organism: Blastomyces gilchristii SLH14081
Lineage: Eukaryota; Fungi; Ascomycota; Eurotiomycetes; Onygenales; Ajellomycetaceae
Product: cell cycle checkpoint protein rad17
Exons: 2
Coding region: 1-2997 (998 amino acids)
Biological process (GO): DNA damage checkpoint signaling; DNA repair; mitotic DNA replication checkpoint signaling
Molecular function (GO): chromatin binding
Source: RefSeq, a predicted model, not a curated record
AUGUCCGCCCGCCGAGCGUCAAAACGUCAGCGGAGGCUUGUAGUCCUCUCUUCGGACGACGAAGGGACUAAUCAUAACAUUGAAAACCGUGAGAUUCUAGAAGAGGGGGAGAAAAGGGCUGACAGUGAUUAUGUCGAGCCUGGACCGCAGAGUGAUAUACAAUUGGGCGGGAGCAUAAACCGGGGGAUGAAGAGAAAGAUCACACCCUUGCUAAAAGAGACUGCUGCGUCCACACCGAGGACAGAAGCGUCUACGACUACGGCUACAGCUGCCUCUACUACCAAGUUGAGUACGACUACACUCCCUUCACGUUUGUCCAAAACGCCGAAACGAACCCAGAAACGAACCCAGAAGCUAUCAAGCUCGCCGCAGAAGAAACUGAGUCAGCCACGCUCCUUACAGACAACGCCCGGCUCAUCACCUGAGAAGAAGAGGGGGAAGAAAGCCCAUAGGCUCUCAGAAGAACCUUCGAAAUCUUUACAUUCAUUUUUUGCAAGAGCCACGGAGGAGGAGAGGUGGAGUUGCAAGAAGGAUAGCGUGGGCCUGGGUGCGGGCGUGGGGAGUAGUAUUACCGAGGAAACAGAUAUGGUGGAAGAAAUUGAGGAUGAUGAAGAGGAGGAAAUUGAGGAUCUCAUUGAGGAUGAUUCCUAUGAUGAGUUAUUUACGAGGCAUGUUCUCAGUAGUGGUAGUGCGGAACUGGCGCAGGGGGAUAACAACAAGGCAGGUUCGCCGCUGGAUCGGAGGAAAGUGAAAGAUAUGAAGGUUGCGCAGCAGAUAAACAAAGCGAAGCUUACGAGCAGGCCUGGGAAGCGAUUUUUACUGCCUGGGAGUUCUGCAGCUGGAUCUGGGACUACGAGUGUGAAUGGAGAUGAACUAGGUUGGGCCUGCGAGUUACAUUCAUCUACUAAAUUGGCCGCGCAGGGAAUGCGGUCAUGGGCGGAGGAGUAUGCGCCAGCAAAUCUCGAUGAGUUGGUGGUUAAUAAAAGAAAGGUUUCGGAUGUGCAAAGGUGGUUGGUAGAUGUGUUCGGUGGGAAGAGCAAACAAAGAGUUCUUGUGCUCAGGGGCCCAGCCGGAAGCGGGAAAUCAACCACGAUAUCGCUACUUUCUAAGGCCCUUGGGUUUGAGAUAGUAGAGUGGAAAAAUCCCUUAGGCUCUGAGUAUUCGUCUCAAGGAUAUGUAUCCAUGGGGGCACAAUUCGAAGAUUUUCUUGGAAGAAGCGAUAAAUUUGGGAGCCUUUCUUUGAGCGGUGAUGGACACGAGCCGCAGCUGCUUGUAGCAAAUGGGGAGGCGGAUUACUUCAAUUCUAGUACUGGGGAAAAGAGACGUGCGGUCCUCGUUGAAGAGUUCCCGAGUUCCUUGAGCCAAGGUUCAUCCGGUUUGCGAGCGUUCAGACACGCUAUACAGAGUUAUUUGGCGACAUCCGCUCCUCGGCAAUCGCUCUACAGCAAACUCAGUCAGGAUACUACGAUAUCAAGCACGCCUCUGAUUAUAAUCGUCUCAGAAACUAUGCUGGGCUCCGGAGGUAUUUCCUCUGACAGCUUUACGGUACAUAGGUUGCUGGGCCCUGAACUUUCAAACCAUCAUAGAGUGAGCAUUGUCGAUUUUAACAGGAUAGCGCCGACCUUCAUGGCGAAAGCGAUCGACCUAGUUCUGAAAAAGGAAGCUCGUCGAUCAAAGAGAAGGCGAAUCCCCGGACCCGAGGUUCUAAAGGCAUUCACAGACAUGGGGGAUAUAAGAUGUGCGAUUUCCGCGUUGGAGUUUAUGUGUUUGCGAGGUGAUGACGAUGCAGGAUGGAGCGGGACUGUUGCCGGUCGGAUGAAGAGGUCUAGUAACGGGGGUAUUCCUCUUACGACUAUGGAAAAAGAGUCAAUGGAAAUGGUCACUCAAAGGGAAGCGAGCCUGGGCAUCUUCCACGCGGUGGGUAAGGUGGUGUACAAUAAACGUGAAGAUCCUAUGAUUUCGCAACGGGUGAACGCUAAGCUUCCUCAGCCUCCACGACAUCUGCAGCAUCAUGCCCGACCGAAGGCUUCCCUAGUUUCAAUCGAUGAUUUGAUCAAUGAGACCGGAACAGACCUCGAAACAUUUAUUUCAGCCCUGCACGAAAACUAUUUAUUAUCUUGCACCGGCCCCGCAUUCGCUGAGCACUUUGAAAAGUGCAUUUCAAACCUAUCCGAAACGGACAUUUUGGGGCCUGGACGUCGAUUUCACAACGUGCAGACAAGUCGAGGUGGAGCUGGCUCGGCGCGUUCCUCCUUCCAAGGGUAUGGCUCUAGCAUCGACAUGCUCCGCCAAGAUGAAAUCAGUUUUCAAGUGGCUGUACGGGGAUUGCUAUUCUCUUUGCCUUUCCCUGUAAAGAGGAAGGCUCCGCGCGGUACUCGGGCAAGCGACGCCCAUAAGAUGUUCUUCCCAACCUCGAUGAGACUUUGGAGGCAAACAGAAGAACUAGACAGCUUGCUGGGCCUGUGGAUGCGUCGGCUCACGGAUCCCACCAUGGGGCUUUCCCCAGGAACGCCUAUCCCACGACUAGACGGUGUGGAAUCGUGGAAGAAUCAUCGCUGGAUGCCUGGAUCUUCCAAUCACAACCAUAACCACGAGUCUGCCACGGACACAUCUACGUAUCCGUCGCAGGCGGCUCGAGCAAUGACCUCUCGCGACGAAGUUCUUCUCGAGCGUCUACCGUACUUGAGCCUAAUAUCCAGAAACCCAGUCGAAUGUAGGGAGUUGGAAAAACUUACACAAUUCCGUGGAGUUGGUGGGCAGAGCGAGGAAGAGCUUAUCGAUGGCGAUUUGGAAGAUAGCCCGUGCGGUGGGGGUGCUACGAUGGACCCAUGGAGUGCCCCUGCGGAUAAGGAUGUGUUUUCGCCGCAGAAGCGGAGACAGGGAAGCAAGUUGGGCCAGAUGCCUUUGAGCAAGUCGUUUGGGUCCCAACUCAUACUUCCGGUCCAAGAUGCUGUUGAGAAGUUGAUUCUUAGCGACGAUGAUAUCGAGGAUGAUUGA